Molecule: messenger RNA, 2289 nt
Organism: Nasonia vitripennis (jewel wasp)
Lineage: Eukaryota; Metazoa; Arthropoda; Insecta; Hymenoptera; Pteromalidae
Exons: 5
Coding region: 839-1954 (371 amino acids)
Molecular function (GO): oxidoreductase activity
Source: RefSeq, a predicted model, not a curated record
GGUGAAAACUGCUUGCGGCGAUGCUGCUGUUCCACAGCGAGAGAUGCAGUGCGCCGAGGAAGAGGAGAGCGAUGCAGAGCUCGGCGAAUCGAGCGCGCUGAUGACUGUCUACUAUUAUUACGAGCGGGAGGAAAAAAUCGGCUCGGCCCGCGCGCGCGAUGCUGUUAUUUACACUUUCUAGUGCGUCAAAUUUUUUUGUCCUCGCCGGGCUGCCGGAAAGUAGGUCGCGCUUUAUUGGAAAAUCAUCGACGCUCCUGCUCCGUAUCUAAUCUACCGUAGUCCGCGCGCAUCGAUUCUUUUUAAUCGAAGAAAGCGAGCGUAGCGCUGAAAAAUUGUGGUCACGCGCGUGUGCAAACUCCAGCCCGAGAGCGUCGAGCAGUCAAACACACUCGUCGAGUGUCAAGUGCAAGGGCGCUCGGAUUCGCGCAAAUAUUUGCUCGCCUCUGUAUGCACAGGUCCCACGCAGGCGCUACAUUGUUUCGAUGAAAAAUUUCGCGAAAAUCAAAAGAGACAGCCAGAGUGCGUAGGAGAGGAGGAAAAGAGCUCACUCGCGUUCAUCGACAGGUGAGCGUGCGAGCAUAAAAGGUGGGAGCGAAGGGACGACGCUCGGUCCGUCUCUCCCUCCACCUGAGACUCAUAUCGAGAGUAUAGAGCCGCGGCGCGCGCUCGAGAGCAGCAAAGACGCCUUUCUCUCGAGAGCUCCCCGCUUUCAGCGCAACUCGCAGCGCAUACUUCUAGCCCGAGAGAACAGUCUGUCGGAGGCAGUUACAUGGGAGUCGGUCGAGUUGGCUGCUGGACUCGGCUCUCCUAGCACUAGAAGAAGAAGAAGAAGAAGAAGAUGCCGCCCUCCAACGUCAAGGACGCCGAGUUGGCCAAGGCUGCGGAGAUUGAGUCCGGCGGCGAGAUGAGCGCCGAGAUGAACGCCGAGAUGGAAGCGGUGGAGGAGCGUCUGCAGAAGUUGCUGAAGGAAGGAGCCAAGAUGCCGGCCGACAUGGACGUGGACGACGAUCUGGACCUGCCCGACUAUUACGACCCGGAGAAGUUCCGACUGGGUCAGCGCGCCUUCUUCAACAACGUCUUCACCAUGAUGAUAGCCAAGCUCUCGGGGCUGCUUACGCUCUUGGCUGUGCCCUCGAUCCUCGAGAUACUCAUGUUCACCAAGCAGAGCGGCACACCCUGCACGGCCUUCCGCAGAUACGUCUCCACGAUACUGCACACCUUCGUGUGGUACGAGAAGACGCCGGGUAAACAGCUCGAGUUUCUGAAAUCGCUGAAGAACGUGCGCAAGAAGCACUGCAUCGUCUCGCGGCGCAGCUCCGAGGCAGGCCUUGGUAGGAUCUCUCAAUUGGACAUGGCGCUCACGCAAUUCGGAUUCAUCGGUUUCACGCUCAUCAGCGGCGACACGCUGGGGGUACACUUGUCCGACGAGGAGCUUCGCGGGCUGGUACACUUCUGGCGUGUGAUCGGACACAUGCUCGGAAUGGAUGAGAGAUACAAUCUGUGCAACGGCACGGUAUCCGAAUGCCGAGCCCUCUGCAGGCGACUCCUCGACGACGUCUUCCUGCCGUGUUUCGCGCAGAAGAACAAAAACUUCGACGAGAUGGGAAGAAUACUUCUGGAGGGACUGUGGCCGGUGAAUCCCCACCUGGACGCGAAAGCCUACACGGCCUUCACGCUCCGACUCGCCGUUUCGGCGGCCACCAACAACAACCACUCCGUCGUGAUCGACACGUCGGACAUGUCGCUGUACAGUAAAUUCUUGCUGAACCUGCAGCUGAGUGUGCACCGCUAUCUGCUCCCGACGAGGUACUGGUGGUCGAGAUUCUUCCGCGCGUUUUUCAACAUGGAGACGAGAUUGGCCAUUUUCCUCACGGAGAACUUUCCCUUCCUGGCAUACUGGCGUUUCGGCAGGAACAAGUCUCGCGUCAACAUCUACAAGUUUCACUACGACUGACGUGUCUGUGUGUAUAAACGAAUUCAAUCCGAUAUUAUAUACGCUUACCUGAUUAGCCCGACGAUUCCAAAGGACAGUGUGAGACGAUGCUUUUGUACAAAACGGACGAAAAAACAAAAAAUUAACGUAGUUUGCAACGAUCUCGUUGCAAUAGAGUAGGUUAAUUUGUAAAUUUAUACUUACGUCGAUAAUAUGCAAGCACCUUUUUAUACCGCACCGUUAUUACGAUAUAUGUAUUGUAACAAUAUUUGUAUUUUUUAGACUGUUUAUUUUUCGACCCGGCUUGAUUGUUGAAACAAUAAAAGCGUGUUGUUGUUGUUGUUGUUACGAAAAAA